CGCAGGAAGCCGCGUGCCCAAGCGAACGAAGGAACCGCUUUACCAGUACACUAUCAAACGCGAGCACUGUUACCAUGGCCAAGACAGGAUGGAAGUCGGGGAUCUCCAAUACUUCCUCAGCGGGAAAAACCAAUCGGACUCCCAAGGGAAAUGCGAGUUCCAAACUCACGCAAGGCCGACGCCGCGACAAGCAACCCGGGUCGGAGCGUUCCGCGGAAACAAUCCAGCGUUUGAAAAUGUAUUCCAAUGGAAAAGCCAUUCGUAACAAGGCGGGGAAGAUUGUGGCGGGAACCUUUAUGAUGCAAGACCGCGCCGGUGAUCGAAAAAUCGAAGCCUCCACUGGACGCAUACAACCCGAUCGCCGAUGGUUCGGGAAUACGCGCGUGGUUGGUGCCACCGAACUCGAUCGUUUUCGUCAAGAAAUGACGGAGAAAGUGGCUGAUCCAUACUCCGUAGUCCUUAAACGCAAAAAGCUGCCAAUGGGCCUCUUACAGGAUGCCGCCGAGUACAAGGCCGGAAACCAGAAAGCCGCGCUUUUAGAACAAGAGCCGUUCGAUCAAGCAUUUGGAAAGAAUUCUCGUCGAAAGAGAGUCAAACUUGAUCAGCUUUUCGUACAACGCGCGGCUGAAUCGGCAGACAGCAAAGAAGACAUCAAGACUGGCGAAGGAGAGGCUAUACGCUCCGAAGGCGAGGGCAUUGACUGGCGGCAUGAGAAGAAAGACGAUCUCUUCCUUAAGGGACAAUCAAAACGAAUUUGGGGAGAGUUCUUUAAAGUCGUGGAUUGUUCAGAUGUUGUUUUGCAUAUCAUUGAUGCUCGAAAUGUACCGGGUACCCGCUGUACCAUGAUUGAACGUCAUAUCGCCAAAAAUGCUUCUCACAAGCACUUGGUCUUUGUUUUGAACAAGAUCGAUCUCGUGCCGAACUGGGUUGCCAAGCGAUGGAUGGGCGAGUUGGCUGCCGUUCGUCCAACCAUCGCCUUUCAUGCAUCACUAACAAAUGCGUUUGGAAAAGGGGCCUUAAUAAGCUUACUACGACAGUUUGGAAAGCUUCACGAAGACAAAAAGCAAAUCAGUGUUGGUGUUAUUGGCUAUCCCAAUGUUGGCAAAUCGUCGGUCAUCAAUACACUCAUUUCAAAAAAAUCUUGCAAAGUGGCACCCAUUCCUGGUGAAACCAAAAUCUGGCAGUAUGUUACCCUCUUCAAACGAAUAUCCCUUAUCGACUGUCCCGGUGUUGUUGUCGAUACAGCUGGUGAUACGGAAGAGGAUUCCGUGCUCAAGGGAGUGGUUCGAGCGGAGCGCUUGGAAAAUCCAGAGGACUUUAUCGAUGCGAUUAUGGGCAAGGUGAAACGUGAGCACAUUGCGGCACAAUACAAGCUACCAAAGGAUGGAGAGGAGACAUGGAGUAGUAGCGGAGAGCUUAUGGAAAUGAUCGCGAGGCGAUCAGGUCGUUUGCUAAAGGGUGGUGACCCCUGUAUUCGGACUGCGGCACUUAUGAUUAUCAACGAUUUCCAACGGGGCCGUCUCCCCCAUUUUAUUCCUCCACCUGAGCUUAAGGUAGAGGAAGAUCAGAAGACAGUUGCUACUGAGCAGGCAAUCCAAAUCGAGGAGCAGAAUCUGGAUGAUGUGGUUGUUGUCGAGAAAGAAAUGGAACAAGACGAAGAAGGUGUCGAAACUAAAACGAAUGAUCAUGCAGCCAUUGCUGACACGGAGACAGUAAUUGACACUUCGAGUAUCUUGAUCGGAGACGGUAAAUGGGACGAAUAGUGUGGUUUUAAAGAUACUCGCUUGAGAGAUAGGAUUGGUCUGAAAACAUAAUUUUGCUUGAAAACUCAACGUAACAAAUUCAUUGCGUUCGAACGGUCCACACAUGUUUGAGACUUUGAACAAAAAGGGGCUUAGUAUUAACUUUCUUAAUGGAGGUACGCCAAGACGUUGCUGGAAAUUUUUCUCUCUC
Messenger RNA from Phaeodactylum tricornutum CCAP 1055/1, 1953 nucleotides. RefSeq lists its product with no specific name. The transcript has 2 exons. The coding region runs from base 75 to 1763 and encodes 562 amino acids. Gene Ontology annotation, cellular component: nucleolus. Gene Ontology annotation, molecular function: GTP binding. NCBI's taxonomy places the organism in Eukaryota, Bacillariophyta, Bacillariophyceae, Surirellales, Neidiaceae. The record is from RefSeq and is a predicted model, not a curated record.